Molecule: messenger RNA, 1850 nt
Organism: Alternaria alternata
Lineage: Eukaryota; Fungi; Ascomycota; Dothideomycetes; Pleosporales; Pleosporaceae
Product: NMT1-domain-containing protein
Exons: 3
Coding region: 362-1423 (353 amino acids)
Biological process (GO): thiamine biosynthetic process
Source: RefSeq, a predicted model, not a curated record
CAACAACUCUCCCUGACACGAAACCAACUUGGUACGAUGCUAUCAUCGAACCAGCACAGCAAGGCCACGCUGGUCUUGCUCUUCGCAAAUCAGAAUUUCAUCUCGAUCAAGUAAAAGGUGCCCGACAUGGCAUCAUCAGGUACCCAUCUCAACCAUCAGAAGCAAAGCAUGGCGGGUGUUCAAGCCUUCGGUGAUCCAGACUCCUCACAAGGAGACUUGGUUAUUGAUUGCUUGUUCUGAGAUCAUACCGUUUAAACUUGAUCUGGAUAAUUCCAGCGCGAAGGACUACUGCUGCUUCCUGAUGACCCUUUCCCCUCUAUGUUGGCGUACUGACUAGCUCAGCAUUUGUACCAAAGUCAAGAUGUCGACUGAUAAGAUUACCUUCUUGACCAACUGGCACGCUACGCCAUACCACGCUCCUCUCUAUCUUGCCCAGAGCAAGGGAUAUUUCAAAGAUGAAGGCGUCAAGGUCGCUCUUCUUGAGCCCAACGACCCAAGCGAUGUCACGGAAAUCAUCGGAUCUGGAAAGGUCGACCUUGGCUUCAAGGCCAUGAUCCAUACUCUCGCCGCCGCAGCUCGUGGCUUCCCCGUUCAGUCAAUCGGUUCCCUGCUCAACGAACCCUUCACCGGUGUUGUGUACUUGACCUCUUCUGGUAUAACCCCCGACUUCACAACCCUCAAGGGUAAGAAGAUCGGCUACGUUGGAGAAUUUGGCAAAAUCCAACUCGAUGAACUCACCGCGCACUACGGUAUGUCACCUGAUGACUACCAAGCCAUUCGUGUGGGCAUGAACGUCACACGGUCUAUCAUCACUGGCGAAAUCGAUGCUGGCAUAGGCCUCGAGAAUGUCCAGAUGGUUGAGCUUGAGGAGUGGCUUGCUAGCCAGAACCGCUCGCGCGACGAAGUGAAGAUGCUCCGCAUCGAUGAGCUUGCACAACUCGGCUGCUGCUGCUUCUGCAGCAUUCUCUAUAUCGGAAACAACGACUUUAUCAAACAGAACCCAGAGAAAGUACGUGCUUUCCUGCGUGCGUGCAAGCGCGCAACUGACUUCGUUCUUGCGUCUCCCGACCAAGCCUGGGAGGAAUUCUGCAGCUUCAAGUCCGCUAUGAAUACGCCGACCAACCAUAAGAUCUUUGAACGCAGCUUCGCGUACUUUAGCCCCGAUCUUCAGAAUGUCCAGCGUGACUGGGACAAGGUCACCCGCUACGGCAAGAGACUUGGUGUGUUGGACAACACCUUCAAGCCCAACUACACGAACGAGUACUUAGCUUGGGGUCUUGAGGAUGAAACUGAUGACCCUACUGGCGAUCAGAAGAGGAUGGUGGAGCUGCAGGAGGGUGUUAAACAGCAUGGUGGGUUCAAACGUCUCGAGACCAUGUCUGGUAAGACUGUCAUUGGUGCUGCUGCCUCUGCUGUGGCUUGAUCUGAUAGGUGAAGGUGGAGAUGCACUCAUUUUCUCCAACUAGUCUAUCGGAAAGCCUUCGACCUGAAUGGAUGAUAGCGACAUGUUGACAUACAUGAAUGAAUCAAACCGUCACUCGCUCAAGCUUGCUGUUCAUUACACUCUUGUCCAUAGUCUAGAUGGUAUCCAUCAGUGUACGGUGAUGAUAUUUCAGCUCCGCGCACGAUAUCCACGUAUUCUACCUCACUCACAUCCACGCUCAAAUUGUACCUGCACCUAGGCUGUUCUUGCGAGUAUUGUGACACUCAUUAUAUUAUAUUGCAUACACACGGUGCGCAGCACCAAACUAAGAGGAAAGAGGACAUCGAAAGCCAACCAUAUCGGCUUUGAUCCGUAAGAAAGCAAUCCUCAACGCCAAAGUAUGCAGAGAACCCUAGAGGCAGUUGAA